Anastrepha ludens (Mexican fruit fly) is the source of this 405-nucleotide messenger RNA. RefSeq lists its product as uncharacterized. Lineage: Eukaryota; Metazoa; Arthropoda; Insecta; Diptera; Tephritidae. The record is from RefSeq and is a predicted model, not a curated record. The annotation marks the transcript as partial. The transcript has 2 exons.
AUGGAACGUGCGGCUUUCAAUUACGAUGCCACCAUUGAUUACAGCAUGCAUGCAUACAUUGGCCAAAUGAAUGUAGAAUGUAUACAUUGCAAAGCAAUUAAAUUCAGAAACGAAACGCCUGGUAUGUGCUGUGCUGGUGGGAAAGUCAAAUUGCCGGUGCUUGAACUUCCGCCAGAACCUUUGCAUUCAUUGGUUUUUGGCAAUUCACCAACGUCGAAGCAUUUCCUCUUAAACAUUAAAAAAUACAAUUCAUGCUUUCAAAUGACAUCUUUUGGAGCUACAAAUAUUAUAAGAGAUGGAUUUAUGCCGACGUUUAAGAUUCAAGGUCAAAUAUACCAUAGAGCUGGCUCUUUACUACCAUUCCCAGAUGGUGACCAUCAAUUUUUGCAAAUAUAUUUUAUUGGU